This is a messenger RNA of Aspergillus oryzae RIB40, 666 nucleotides long. Its product is annotated as cutinase family protein. Gene Ontology annotation, biological process: carbohydrate catabolic process. The coding region runs from base 1 to 666 and encodes 221 amino acids. NCBI's taxonomy places the organism in Eukaryota, Fungi, Ascomycota, Eurotiomycetes, Eurotiales, Aspergillaceae. Gene Ontology annotation, cellular component: extracellular region. Gene Ontology annotation, molecular function: cutinase activity. The transcript has 5 exons. The record is from RefSeq and is a predicted model, not a curated record.
AUGAAUCUCCGCCUGUUGACCCUUGCUCUCGCUGCUGUGGCGGCUGCAAGUCCAGUAGAUAUCCAGGAACGCCAGCUCUCCGGCGGAAACGAGCUGCGAGAUGGCUCUUGCAAGCCGAUCACCUUCAUCUUUGCCCGCGCUUCCACAGAGCCAGGACUUUUGGGUAUAUCAACUGGCCCUGCAGUCUGCAAUGGCUUGAAGAUGGCCAAAGCGGGCCAAGUAGCUUGCCAGGGUGUUGGACCCAAGUACACGGCAGACCUCGCAUCAAAUGCUUUGCCCGAGAACACGUCCCCAGCUGCCAUCCAAGAGGCACAAGACCUGUUCCAGCAGGCCGUCACCAAAUGCCCUGACACCCAAAUUGUUGCCGGUGGUUAUAGCCAAGGCACAGCCGUGAUGGAUGACUCCAUCAAGCGUCUACCAGACAACGUGAAAGAGAAGAUCAAGGGUGUCGUGCUCUUCGGCUACACCCGCAACGCACAGGAACACGGUCAGAUUGCCAACUUUCCCAAGGACAAGGUCAAGGUCUACUGUGCCGUAGGCGAUAUGGUCUGUGACGGCACCUUGAUCGUGGGGCCCGCCCAUUUCACUUACCUGGGUAACACCGGCGAAGCAACUCAGUUCUUGCUUGGGUAUCUCCGUUUUCUUCAGCUCACGCAACUUCCCUAA